This is a messenger RNA of Cryptococcus deneoformans JEC21, 1207 nucleotides long. Its product is annotated as FMN adenylyltransferase, putative. The transcript is spliced from 5 exons. The record is from RefSeq and is a predicted model, not a curated record. Gene Ontology annotation, molecular function: FMN adenylyltransferase activity. NCBI's taxonomy places the organism in Eukaryota, Fungi, Basidiomycota, Tremellomycetes, Tremellales, Cryptococcaceae. The coding region runs from base 85 to 993 and encodes 302 amino acids. Gene Ontology annotation, biological process: FAD biosynthetic process.
UACGUAUUCUCAGUCGCUCGCCCACGCUGCCUUCUUCAGCGCUUCGAAUCUCCUCAGAGGCCCCAAAGAGCAGCUAUCGGGACCAUGGCGAACAUAUCCCAGUCUUUGCACGCUCUUCUGGAAAGAGCUCAAAAGCAAGAUUCGCUCGGCAAGCUCAUAAUCGAAGCCCUCGUCCUAAUCGAGUCUGUCAUCGACAUCCUUGGAGAGGAAACUGUGGCGAUCUCUUUUAAUGGAGGUAAAGAUUGUACGGUAUUGCUGCAUCUCUAUGCUGCUGUCCUGUAUGCCCGACAUACCCCUUCCCUCCCACCUCAUCUAUUUCCCAAGCCUUCUCCAAAGAUAACGAUCCCUCCGCUGCCAUCUCGUACCCCGCAAGAACCUCUUUCGCCCCAACCAGUUCUUCCACCUUCCUUGCCAGCAUGUACGCCUCCUUCCAUCACCCCACCAGCCUCCAACCCGUCCCCACCCUUUUCACAUCCUCGCUCCACCCACCACCACCCACCGACCGAUCUUCCGUACCCACCAAUCCGUUCAAUAUAUAUAACAGCUCCCAACCCUUUUGCUGAACUCGACGAGUUUGUACUUUCAUCCACCAAGCUGUAUGGACUGGAUUUGUACAGAUUUGGAGGGGGUAUGAAGGCUGCUUUGGAGGAAUGGCUGGGAUGUGGAGGAGGAAGGGGAGUAAAAGGCGUUUUGGUCGGUACGAGGCAGGGUGAUCCCAAUGAUGCCGUGGACAUAAUAGCACCCACCGACCCUUCCUGGCCUCAGUUCAUCCGCGUCCACCCUAUUCUUCAUUGGACAUACUCGGAUGUAUGGGACUUCCUCCUUGAACUUCAGGUGCCGUACUGUAUACUGUAUGACCAAGGUUACACAUCGUUGGGUUCAACGACAAAUACUUUACCGAACCCAUUGUUGAAAAGCGAAAGUGUGGAAGGGGGAUGGGAACCAGCACAUAGGCUGAAAGACGCAAGCCAAGAACGUGCUGGAAGGCACUGAAAAAGCAGUCUCUGACUAGCGGCGGGAUACAUAGCAUAACAGUAACACUGUAACUCAUAUAUUAGACGGGGCCUAUACAUGUAGAGUAGCGAUGGAAAUGAAUGUGCCAGGGAAAUGAUUCAAGUGGUGACAAGCGUCAUAUAUUUAUUUAUGACCGAAACGAGAAAAGCUCGGAAGAACUAUGCAUAAAACACUUUUUUCUCCUUCUACCCGA